CCCGACCCGAGAGACGAGCUCAAAGGCGGACCGGGCUGACCUUUCUAUUAUCAGAAAGUUCGACGCCGAUCUCUGCACCGUCUUCAUGUUGUGCGUUCGUCCCGUUUCUCAGCUUUCUCCUUCCAACCCUAAUUUUCGCUGCGAGAAAAUGGCUAUGAGGAGAUUGCUACUAUUUCUUAAGCCAUUUGAUGCCAAUCCCGUUCUCCAUUCUGACGGCUUUUCUCGCGUCACCAGCCCUCAGAUCUUACGUCACUUAGAGAACAGGCAUGCAGUGCACAGGGAGGCCAUAAAAUUUUGUAAGGAUGUUUUGCAGCAGAAGCCUGUGGAUUGGGAAGCUGUAUUUCGCAAUGAUCUAUCUGAGCCAAUUAGCAAUGUAGACCUUGUUGUCACGGUUGGUGGUGAUGGCACCCUUUUGCAGGCCAGCCAUUUAUUGGACGAGUCAAUUCCUAUUCUUGGAGUAAAUUCUGAUCCGACACAGGUGGAUGAGGUAGAAGAGUAUGGCAAUCAGUUUGAUGCUUCUAGAAGCACAGGGCAUCUUUGUGCGGCCACUGUUAAUAACUUUGAGCAAGUAUUAGAUAGUGUCCUCAGUGGUGUAGCAUCCCCUUCCAAGUUGUCAAGGCUAUCCAUAUCUGUAAAUUCAGAGUUGCUCACAAAGUAUCCUCUCAAUGACAUAUUAAUUGCUCAUCCAUGUCCCGCAUCGGUCUCUCGAUUCUCGUUCAAAAUUAGGAAUGAGCAGCCAUGUUCGCCCUUGUUGAACUGUCGAUCGAGUGGUCUAAGAAUUUCGACUGCUGCUGGAUCAACAGCUGCAAUGCGAUCAGCAGGUGGAUUUCCCAUGCCCAUUCUAUCUCGGGACCUUCAGUACAUGGUACGAGAGCCCAUGACCCCAGGAAAACUGUCCAAUUUUAUGCAUGGGAUGGUAUUGUCAGAUCAGUCGAUGGAAAUGGCCUGGUUGUGUAAUGAUGGUGUGAUUUACAUUGAUGGUUCUCAUGUUUGUCAUCCUAUUCAAUACGGCGAUGUCAUUGAAAUAUCUUCCAAGGCCCCGAGUCUGAAAGUUUUCUUGCCUCAUCUUCCAAGGCCCCGAGUCUGAAAGUUUUCUUGCCUCAUCUUCCAAGGCCCCGAGUCUGAAAGUUUUCUUGCCUCAUCUUCCAAGGCCCCGAGUCUGAAAGUUUUCUUGCCUCAUCUUCCAAGGCCCCGAGUCUGAAAGUUUUCUUGCCUCAUCUUCCAAGGCCCCGAGUCUGAAAGUUUUCUUGCCUCAUCUUCCAAGGCCCCGAGUCUGAAAGUUUUCUUGCCUCAUCUUCCAAGGCCCCGAGUCUGAAAGUUUUCUUGCCUCAUCUUCCAAGGCCCCGAGUCUGAAAGUUUUCUUGCCUCAUCUUCCAAGGCCCCGAGUCUGAAAGUUUUCUUGCCUCAUCAUAUGUUGUACACGGCCAGAGAAGAAACUUCAGAGCAACAUACAUAUCCAAAAUAGAUUUUGUAGAUAACUGCAUAUAUGCAACGGAGUCGUCGACAUGAAAUGUUCUGAGCAUAUGAACGAGCAUGAAGUUAAUCUAUGUGCGGGACCUAUUUGGCUUUGCAGGACUGGGGUCGUCAGAUGCUUUCUUGCUGAGCAUUUUUAAUCAACAUGUAAGAUCAUUAACAACACGUAUCUGAUGGACAAAUGAAGGCAUUUUUCAAGGGGUGGCUUUUGACAAUUUUUCUGUACAUAUGAGAAUGAAAAAUGCUGUCUCUAGCUAAGAAUUGAGCUGUGAAUACCUGGAUUGUCGUCCAACCUUCUUUGCUUGUGCGUAACUUUUUGAAACUUAACCUUUCACGUUUUGGUGUUUCUUUAUCAACUGUUUAGAAUGUUCUAAAUCAUACAUUUUCGUGUAGGAUUACACAGUACUUUUUGAACCUUGACAAAUGUCUUAGUUACACUGCUUUUGAAAUAA
Messenger RNA from Cucurbita pepo subsp. pepo (vegetable marrow), 1925 nucleotides. RefSeq names its product NAD(H) kinase 3 (gene NADK3). Gene Ontology annotation, biological process: NADP+ biosynthetic process; NAD+ metabolic process. Gene Ontology annotation, molecular function: NAD+ kinase activity. NCBI's taxonomy places the organism in Eukaryota, Viridiplantae, Streptophyta, Magnoliopsida, Cucurbitales, Cucurbitaceae. The record is from RefSeq and is a predicted model, not a curated record.